Messenger RNA from Cryptomeria japonica (Japanese cedar), 1143 nucleotides. Its product is annotated as F-box protein At5g49610. The transcript has a single exon. Bases 1 to 1143 code for a protein of 380 amino acids. Lineage: Eukaryota; Viridiplantae; Streptophyta; Pinopsida; Cupressales; Cupressaceae. Gene Ontology annotation, molecular function: protein binding. The record is from RefSeq and is a predicted model, not a curated record.
AUGGAGAUGAAUUCUGAGAUAUGGGGCAGGCUACCAGAAGAAUUAAUAAUAAUUGUUUUAGCGAAGCUGCCCACUUUGGUGAGUGGCAAGUUCAGAGCAGUUUGUAAACAAUGGAAUUUCCUUCUCUCUCCAUCACAGUGCUUCCAAAGGAUAAUACCAUUAGUUCAUCCCUGUUCCACUUCUACUUUUCUCAUUGGCCGCCUCCAUCCUUCGCACUGGAUAAACUCUCUCAAUAACAAUUUAUAUCUUAUUCAACCAGUACGUAAUUCCCAUGUAUAUAGACUAUCCUUACAAUUUUUGGGACCUGAUUCAAUCAAUGUUGUUACUUCUUGCAAGAGUUUGCUCUGCUGCUCCAAGGACGGAGCACCCACUUUGUUUUACAUUUGCAAUCCUGUCAUCAAAACAUGGAAAGAGCUUCCUCCUCCUGCUCAACUCAGACGAUAUGAUUUCAUUGGAUUGGCCUUCGAUGGCUCCACAAGGGUCUGCAUCUUAAUCAUUGGAAGAAGUCUAAUCGUCGGAGAGGAAAACAAAAUGGUGGUGGAGAUUUUUAAUUCACAGACCAAUGUCUGGACGAAGUUGCAGAUCAAUACAAGCAGAUCAGUUAACCCAUUCGGGGAAGGGGUGUACUCUAGAGGAAGGUUUUAUUGGCUCAACUCAACUUACCUUGGGCUGAAUCGAUGCAGGUUAGAUGUUGUAUCAUUAGAUGUAACAAAUAAGUAUUGGGAUGUUAUUAGACAUCCACAGUUAUCAGAUAGGUCACUUUCUCAAAUUUUUUAUCAUUGGCAGUUAACUGGGUAUGAUGGGAAGGUGGUUUUGGUAUACAAUAAGGACCUGCGAUUAUGGAGGUUGAAUGAAGGUGAUGGGGAUGAGAGAUGGUCAGAACUGCCAGAAUUGCCGAGAAGGCUGUGUGGAGAAGUUUCUCAUGCUGGGAUUGUGAAUGACUUUGGCAGCUUGAGAUGUGCACAAGUAGCGGUUAACAGCAGUGGAUGGAUUUGUGUGCACUUGCCUAGGAAUAAAAUGGUUGUGUUUGAUGGAGAGGGAAGAGUUAUGCAGAAUAUUGAAGGUAGACAGAUGGCCAUGUUUACCCAAACACGUCCAACAUCAGUCCGUGCUUUUGAGAUCAACAAUGUUUGGUGGCCUUAA